Molecule: messenger RNA, 4062 nt
Organism: Notolabrus celidotus (New Zealand spotty)
Lineage: Eukaryota; Metazoa; Chordata; Actinopteri; Labriformes; Labridae
Gene: kctd5b
Product: potassium channel tetramerization domain containing 5b
Biological process (GO): protein homooligomerization; proteasome-mediated ubiquitin-dependent protein catabolic process
Cellular component (GO): Cul3-RING ubiquitin ligase complex; cytoplasm
Molecular function (GO): cullin family protein binding
Source: RefSeq, a predicted model, not a curated record
UGCAUGAAUCGUGGGUUCCAAGUCAGUGGCAGCAGCUUCGAAAUUUCCUGUCAGCCCUACACUCACAGAGCCGAGUCGAGGCGAGGGCGGAGGAGAAGAAGCGGAGAGAGGGAUGGCAGAGAACAGCUCCGAGACGAGCAGCUCCGUUCACCGGAGAGGUCUGACCCCUUCUUCGGCAGAAAGAAGCCUGUCACCCGGGGUCAGCGCGGUAUCGAAAUGGAUUCGAUUAAACGUCGGGGGAACGUAUUUGACAACGAGACAGACGCUGUGUCGAGAUCCCAAAUCCUUUCUCUACAGACUGAGCCAGGCUGACCCCGAGCUAGACUCCGACAAGGAUGAAACUGGUGCCUAUCUUAUCGACAGAGACCCUACAUACUUUGGGCCAGUGCUGAACUACUUGAGGCACGGCAAACUGGUGCUGAACAGGGACUUGGCUGAGGAAGGAGUGCUAGAGGAAGCUGAGUUCUACAACAUCACAUCAUUAAUAAAGCUUAUCAAGGACAAGAUCAGGGAACGCGACUGUAAAACAUCACAGGUCCCGGUGAAGCAUGUAUACCGGGUGCUGCAGUGCCAGGAGGAGGAGCUGACACAGAUGGUGUCCACCAUGUCUGACGGAUGGAAGUUUGAACAGCUUGUCAGUAUAGGUUACGGGCGGGCCCACCAGUCAGAGUUUCUGCUGAUUGUGUCAAGGGAGGUGAAGGGAGAGGAGUCUGCUUUGCCAAACAACAGCGGAGAGCUGGUCAGCAUAGGCUCCUCUUACAACUACGGAAACGAAGACCAAGCCGAGUUCCUGUGUGUAGUCUCCAAGGAGCUGCACAAUCAAUCAUACGGGACAAACAGUGAGCCCAGUGAGAAGGCAAAGAUCCUUCAGGAAAGGGGCUCCCGGAUGUGAAGAGGACUCAGUAUUAUGAGCUCCAGGUGUUAUGAUACAAACAUAUCAUCUUUGUGGAAGAACGUUUGGCACAAUGGAGAUUUAAAGGGAGGGGUGUGCAUUUCUUUUGUGUUUUCCCUCCAUUUUGGUUUUUAUUUCUUGAUGUAAAUAAGUCUGUUUACUGACAAUUUGUGCCUGUACGUUGAAACUGGACCUUUGUUUUUUUUAUUAGUGACAACAAGUUUCUAAUUGAAAGUGAGGAAUUGCAAUCUGCAUAUGUUUUAUGGUAUAAACUAUGGCUGUGAUCAUUUAAGGCCAAUGAUUCACUCAGGGUCAUUUGUUGAGUUAAUUCUUAUAUCCUCCAACUCAAGCGUCUGGAAAGGGAUCAGUAGGGUCUUUAAAACUCAAAGUAUCAAACUAAGAAUCAUCAUUUAAAGAUGCUAAGAAGGGAAUGAUGCAUUUAUUUAGCAUAUUUUAUAGAUUUCAGCUAUUAAAUGUGAAGCUGACCCCAAAAACAAAUCAGAACAAAAUACUUCCCCAUAGAUUUGAAACAGUUAUUCAGAGAUUUGUGAUCAUGAGGAUCCAAGCUACACAAUACACAUUUCAGAUGAUAUCAAAGUGAUAAAAAUCAGUCUCAGACAAAAACUUCAGUCAACAACAUUUUCGUCUGUGAUUCAUUGCUGUGGGUGAAGGGGCAUUGGGGCUCUUUUUGGUGACAAGAAAAUGACCAGAUACCUGAGAGUCUCAUUUUUACAGGACCUAAUUCUGGAGCAGGAAUAUCUGCAUUAUAUUGAAAUGUUAUGAUCUAAAUGUUAUGAUUGCUUUCUUGGCUUUGAGAAGUCACAUGUCAGUGUAGCUGCUUCUGGCACUAUGUACUCUUUAUCUUGCAACCUUAGUAACAAAGUAACCCACAGAUAUGACCUCUGUGUGCUGUGGGAGUAAGUGCUUAUACAUUUUAAAGAAAGUCCACGUACCUGUUUUUUAAGGAUGAGACAUUUAAGUAUUGGAGAUAACUUUUAACCGCAUUCAGGAUGUUUAAAGUAAGAUUUCUGCUGCCUCUACAACUCGAACGUUUAUUAGCUGCGAGGAGUAAAAUUGUUCCUUUCAAAUGUAAAGUUCAUAUCAAGUUAAAUUUGUCAGACAUUUUUCUUGUCUUCGACUUUAGUUCCUCAUGUUCAUUAGUCUAAAACUAACUGCCAAAAUAGUCACAGGUGUUUUCAAAUGUGAAUUCUGGUUUACAGUGACUUUUAUUUUUUAAACAUCAGUGUCCUCCAAUGACUUCCUGUUUCCUGCCUGGAAAAACAUCCUCAGGACAGUGGAGUCUUUAUAUAUAUUUUUUAACCCACUGUCAUCUGAGUUUUCCUUAACUAGUGUAUUUUGUAUGUUUUGAGGGAACAUUUGUUUCAUUAAGAUCUUUUUAUUUUGAGGGGAAGUAUUUGUGGUGUGUGCAGUUUGGGGACUAGAACUUUUUGAAUGCAGGAGUGAAGGACUUUCUGUUCAUAUCCAGAGGAGGUUUUGUUUUGAUGUAAAUAAUCCAAAUUCAAUAUUAAUAUUUAACUCUUACAAACAAACUGCACGUUUUGUACACUGUAUAGAAAACCCAACUUCGAGAGGAAGUUGUUUAUACUGGAUCUUUAAAAAGCGAGAAAACCUUGACAAUGUUCACUUUGCAUCGUUUGUACAGAGAUUUCCAAGUGAGGAUUGAAACAGCUGAUGCUGCGUUUGAUGUCUUUCACUGACGAACAUGCCUGGAACAUGUUUUGAUAUAUCUAAUAACAAAGCUACACUUGGCUGGCUAUGAAGUUGACUGUUACAUUUAAGAAAAAAACAAAUGUAUUUUUCCUGCAUUGUGAUAGAUUCUAAGCAUUUUUGAAUUGUGUAGAUUUCAUACACAGCAUUACAAGCACUACAGUGAGGAAACAACACUGUGCACAUUGCUUAUAAGCCUGUAAUGUUGUUGAUGUAAAUACUUCAUUUUAGAACACUUUUUUUUUUAUAGAAAGUUGUUUUCAGGUUUGCUGUGUGGUUUUUGAUAGGUGGAUAUUUCACUCACAAAUAAUCAGUUAGUGUUGCCUUUUUUCCCAAUGACCAAAAUCCAAUGUCUUAUGUGUAUUGUACACAUUAAUCUUAGUGUCAGGGACGAGUAAACUUUUCUUAAUGCUGGCACACUUUGUACAUAUAGACUUGUUAAUGACACACAAACCUCCAUUUACUCACAUGUACACUUAUACACUUGACUAAACAAUUUUUAUAUCGUUGGGGAAACAAGUAUGGAUGCAUGUUUUUGAUAUAGAUCUUCACACAUGUACACACAAACACACACAAGGGCUUUUAAAGUGCAAAAGUUUGAUAUCUGCAAACCGGUUCAAUCAAGGUAGACUGGAUUUCCUGCCAGAAAUAGGCUAUGUUUACAUUUGCUAUAGUAUUCUGAAGCCUUCCAAUUACGUACUGUCUUGCACUCCCUCUCACAUGUUUUAAACAUUGGUCUGACUUGUGUGAACGCACUGAUUGCAACUAGCACUCCCCAUUCCACCUGAACUGAUAUUCACACAGAUAUACUGACUGAUUGAAAACAAUAAACUCCAUCCAUUUCUGACAGCCUGUGCUUGAGCGUUGCAGACAAUCUUGCUUUCCGCCCUCACUUGUAAUAGAGUGAAACUUAACCCGCGUUUGCUCAGAGUAACAGCUAAUUUAGGAGUCCUCCUUUUGAGACUUUUUUCCUGCAAUGAGAUUUAAAGUGUUGUGCUUUGAUUUGCUUGAUUUAGUUGUAACUUUAUUUGAUAUACUCUGGUCUGAGGUGUUAAACACCUCCACUUCAGCAGCUUAUACCCUUCACAAACAGGUUGUCUGGUUGAGCAUUUGGCAUUGAUAAUCAUUUGUGUAAUGGACAAACUUAUUGAAUCUGUAGCCUGAUACUUAUAAGUGCCCAGUUUGUUUUGCAUUCAAGUCAUAACCCACAGACCACUGUAUUGCAUGAUUGAAGAUGAUCACACUUAUAAUCAGAGGGAAUGAAUGUGUCAUUUUUCCUCAAUCUAGCAAUUGCAUCAAUGAAUAAGGUUCUCAUAUCACUACAUAGAUCACGUCUAUAUGAUCUUAUGCAAUGUUCAAGUUAUACAAUCUAAGUAUGAGGUAAAGGCUAUAGAUCUGUAUGGUCUUGCAUAAGGUUAAUUCAAUAAAAAUGCUGUCAUUGA